AUGGCAGCUUCAGCUUCGUCUCUCGCUCUCUCCACCUUUAACCCUAACUCCCUUCCUUUCUCCAUCUCCAAACCUUCCUCCCUCUUACCUCCUUCCGUCUCUUUCAAACUCAACUCCCUCUUCCCUUCCGCCAAAUGCAACUCUCGCUUCUUCCGUAACGUGGCCGUUACGGAAGACUUCUCUGUCGAAGAAGAAGACGGCAGUUUCGCUGAUGACGUGGCUCCCCCGCCGCCGCAGGAGCAGUCCUUCUCUGCUGACCUCAAACUCUUCGUCGGUAACCUUCCUUUUAAUGUUGACAGUGCUCAGCUCGCUCAGCUGUUUGAGAGCGCAGGGAACGUUGAGAUGGUUGAGGAGUUGGAUGGUAGACAAUUGAGAGUUAACGCUGGUCCUCCUCCACCAAAGAGGGAAGAUUCAUUCUCCAGAGGACCUAGAAGCAGCUUUGGAGGUGGUGGUGGUGGUGGUGGUUCAGGAAACCGUGUUUACGUCGGUAAUCUCUCAUGGGGAGUAGAUGAUAUGGCUCUCGAGAGUUUGUUCGGGGAGCAAGGGAAAGUUGUUGAGGCUAGAGUCAUCUACGACAGGGACAGUGGUCGAUCCAAGGGUUUUGGGUUUGUGACUUACAACUCUGCACAAGAGGUUCAAAAUGCUAUUCAAACCUUGAAUGGUGCUGAUUUGGAUGGGAGACAAAUUAGAGUCUCGGAAGCUGAGGCUAGGCCUCCAAGGCGCCAGUUUUGA
Molecule: messenger RNA, 732 nt
Organism: Eruca vesicaria subsp. sativa (arugula)
Lineage: Eukaryota; Viridiplantae; Streptophyta; Magnoliopsida; Brassicales; Brassicaceae
Source: the annotation of a GenBank genome assembly